Penicillium bovifimosum is the source of this 1062-nucleotide messenger RNA. RefSeq names its product adenosine deaminase (gene aah1). Gene Ontology annotation, cellular component: cytosol; nucleus. The coding region runs from base 1 to 1062 and encodes 353 amino acids. Gene Ontology annotation, biological process: hypoxanthine salvage; purine ribonucleoside monophosphate biosynthetic process; adenine catabolic process. NCBI's taxonomy places the organism in Eukaryota, Fungi, Ascomycota, Eurotiomycetes, Eurotiales, Aspergillaceae. Gene Ontology annotation, molecular function: adenine deaminase activity. The transcript has a single exon. The record is from RefSeq and is a predicted model, not a curated record.
AUGUGCCAAUCUCCUCUACACGAAUUCCUAGAGGGUCUACCCAAAUGCGAGCAUCAUGUCCACCUAGAAGGUACUCUGGAGCCAGAGCUCAUCUUCGAGCUCGCAGCCCGUAAUGGUAUCACGCUGCCGACCGACCCAGUCUAUAACUCAAUCGAGACACUCAAGAAGCGCUACGAGCACUUCACCAACCUCGACGACUUUCUCCACUUCUACUUCGAAGGCAUGGCCGUGCUCCGCAAUGAACAAGACUUUGCCGACCUAGCCUGGUCCUAUUUCCAAAAGGCGCACGCAGACGGCGUGCACCACGCCGAAGUCUUCUUCGACCCGCAAGUCCACGAAAGCCGCGGCGUACCCUAUGCCACGAUCGUUACGGGCUUUUCCAAGGGCUGCAAGCGCGGAGAGGCCGAGCUCGGCCUAAGCACACGACUGAUUCUGUGUUUCGUGCGCCAUCUUCCCGUCUCGUCGGCGCAGGAAGUCUACGACAAGUUCUUGGCCCACGAGCACUUCGAAUCUGGCAUUGUCCAUGGACUUGGCUGGUCUUCUUCAGAAGUGGGACCACCAAAGGACAUGUUCCGAGAGAUCUAUGCGUCGGCUGCUAAGAAGAAUAUCCCGCUUACGGCACAUGCCGGCGAGGAAGGUGAUCCGAGUUACAUCAGCACGGCGCUUGAGCUUGAUGCGCAGCGCAUCGAUCAUGGAAUCAGGCUAGUUGAAGACGAAGAAUUGAUGCGGCGUGUUGCGCGUGAGGGGAUUCUGCUUACUGUGUGUCCGUUGUCGAAUGUACGGCUGCGCUGUGUCAGCUCUGUGAAGGAGGUGCCUAUUCGGCGGUUCUUGGAGGCUGGUGUGAAAUUCUCCAUCAACAGUGAUGAUCCUGCUUACUUUGGUGGUUAUAUUCUUGAUAAUUACUGCGCUGUGCAGGAAGCUUUUGACUUGAAUGUGUUGGAGUGGAGGAUCAUUGCGGAGAAUAGUGUCCAAGAGAGCUGGGUCGAGGAUUCACGUAAGGCCGAGAUGCUGGCGUCUAUCGAGGCACAUGUGAAGGAGUAUAUGCAUACCGUUGCUGCAUGA